CUGCAGUUCGAUUCAGUGGUGCUGAUGCAGUGCAGUGGUCUUUAAUAGGUAAAAAUAGUGAUGGGGCCUUUUUCACCAAGUCAUUUCUCUCGAAAGUUGAGACGCCGGCACCGUCAGAAGGUUCCAGCGCAUUGGCUGACGCGGCCUGGUGCUCUAACAGUAUUUAAGUAGCGCUGGAUCAUCAUUUCUGUACAAAGCGUCAGGGUAUGACUUUCACUAGUAAUACUCCAUUGGAUCACAGCCUCUACGGGCUGGACCCCGCUGCGCUCGAGUUCUUCAAGCAGCAAACAGGCAUCACAGGAGAGGAUGACUUGAAGCACCACAUCCUCGCUGUUCAAGCACAAGCUUUCGAAGUGGCGCCGUACCCUUGCAUCUACAGCUUCGGAUUCACAAGGCUCAGAAUUUCGAGACACCCGAAGUACGAAAGCGUGCUUCAGCUAGGUCGCGAUUGCGGAAACGCACUGCUCUUGGAUCUUGGAUGUUGCUUUGGCAAUGAUGGCCGCAAGGCAGUUACAGAUGGCUGGCCAGUCAACCGAGUAAUCUCUACUGAUAUCAGGCAAGAACUUUGGGACCUAGGACAUGUCCUUUUCCGAUCUACCCCAAGAUCUUUCCCCUCGCCAUUCAUCGCGGGUGACUGUCUUGAUCCAACGUUCUUAUCAUCCGAGCCUGGGCAUACGUCACAGACACCACCUGACUUAUCCUCGCUCACCUCAUUGAAUGACUUGCAUGGCAAGCUUACUGCCAUUCACGCAUCAUCCGUCUUUCACUUGUUUUCUGCGGAACAACAGGCAUCGCUCGUCCGUGCUGUAGCUGCUUUGCUGUCUCCUGCACCAGGGAGCAUUGUAUUUGGGUCUCAUGUCGGACUUCCGAAACAGGGUACCAUACGGGAGGAAGUGCUUGGUAUGACAGUGGAGAUGUAUUGUUAUGACCCUGAAAGCUGGAAUAAGCUUUGGGAAGAUGCAGGUCCCUUCAAGACGGAGGCCAUCUUGAAGGAGGUGAUAGCUCCAAACGGUGAGGUCGGGUGGAUGAUGGUAUGGAGCGCAACGAUGAGCACCAGAUCCGUUGUAUGAAUCCGAAAUCGCCAUGCCUUCAACUGCACCUACUUUCCAAGUCCUUAAUACGUUGCUGAAGCCUACAAACAUGAUGAGAAUAAAGAGUCUCGUUGAUCAAUCACGCUCACACGGGUUGUAAUUGUAUACGUC
Molecule: messenger RNA, 1202 nt
Organism: Suillus paluster
Lineage: Eukaryota; Fungi; Basidiomycota; Agaricomycetes; Boletales; Suillaceae
Exons: 5
Coding region: 207-1070 (287 amino acids)
Source: RefSeq, a predicted model, not a curated record